UAUAGGCAAGCUGUCAAUCCGUUGGGUGUCAACAAAACGGAAAAAUUGCAAAACACCAAUGGAUCGAUUAAAAAUAAUGUUUUAAUUUUAUUUAUUAAUUAAGGAACAAAGAGGAAAACAAAAUGCUACUCAAGAGAAACUUACUGGAAUGCACAACAAUUCUAUCGUGUGCGGGAACAUUUAUCUGUGUCCUACUGAACUACAUCACGAAUAUUUCGCCAAUAACUGGAAUAUGGUUUCCUCUUUACGUUAUAACUUUAUUUAUAGUAUCAUUAUGCGUUAGUUUUAAGUUUAUCCAGUGGUUGUUGCGUUUAAACAAGCCAAUUAAGUAUGAUUUAGAUGGUAUCGUGUCUGAUUAUCCAUAUUUGUCGUCGUUGUCGAAACUGCUACCAAGGCCUAGGAAGGCAGUGUCUGAGAUUCGAGAGUAUGACACGAACGAGUUGAGCGUGAUCUCGACGGUGCUGGAGAGGAAGCUGGUGUCGUCAUGGUACGUGCCAUAUAUCUCGCAAGAGAUUGGCUUCCCGUUCGCUUGCAAACAAAUGUUGGAUCAAAUGAUUGGCAAGAGCUUUCAGAUAUGCAACAAGAUAGAAACCAAAGAUGUAUUUGUAGAUAUAACAACUGUAUUGUCAAGCCACUUGAAAGAAUAUCAGAAAGCUUUGAAACGUCAUGAGAAAACACCAAAUAGCUCUAUAGAGGCUCUUUAUAAGAAAACUCAUCGAAUAUUUGACGUAAACAACAAAAUCCAACCCGCUGACCAUUGCACAAACAUCCUUCGUGUAAUUUUCAAAGAAUUAGUACCAUGGGAACUAUGGGACACACCGCAUUCCGAAUUACUAGUCCGCAUUCUAUCAAAAAAACUAAACACCUUCAUUGACACUACUUUAGCAGAACCUGCUUGGUUAAAUGAAAAGCUACUGACAAUUCUAAAAGGGAAACAGGAAUCUAUAGUUACCGAAAAGAAGAAAGAGCCAGUUAAACCAGAACCAAGUGUUGUUGAACCAAAAAAAGAACCAAUAAGCGUACAGAAAGAAAUACCAGUAGUAGUUACGAAGGCUACCGAAACAGUGCCACAGUGGAUCCCGGAUAUUGUGAAGGAAAAGAUGGAGGUGGAAAAGAUUGAGAACAUAGUUGAAGAGGUACCGGUGACCAGUUCUGAACCUGUUGAUAUAAAAGCUUCACCGAUUUUGAGGCAACGGAGAGGCAGGCAGGGCAGGAACGAAGUCAAGAUCUAUGAUAGGAUUAUUGAAGGUAGUGUAAAAACAUGGGAAACGGACAUAGACCUGCAGUGUAUCAGCCUCGGCCAGGACCUGCUGGCGAGCCUGGACGGUGAGAUCACGCUGAGCCGGCUCUGGGGACAGGACGCCGACACAGAGGGCAGCCCCAACCCACCGCGGAGCAAGUCGCCACAACCACUCUGGUUUGGUGAAGAAGAAACAAUAGAAGUAGACCCAUUAGACUCGAAUCCAUUUAAAGAAGGCAAGAAGGAGCAGAGUCCGAAGCCAGCGGACGCGUUGCUGAAGGACCUGCAGUCCACCGUGAGGGAAGCCAAGACGAAGAUAGGGGAUCUACAGGUGGACCACAAAGUUGGCUUAGAUGUGCCCUGCAAGCAAAACUCCAGUGAUGAGGCAGCCGGUAUGAUGGAAGGUCUCCUGGACUUCGGUAUAGCUGGUUUGAAGAAGGGACUUCGAUUCACUGGCCUCAGUGACGAUUCGGACAAGUCGCCCUCGCAUCAUCGCGAGCGUCCUGGCGACAAGGCGUCACCUACCGAGCCACGCGGCAAACAUGUCGUAGAACACAAGGACCAAGGCAAUGGGCAGAGAGAUGAGAACAACGUGCCUCCUUUGGUGAAGCAGCAUCGGGUCACAUCACAGGACAGUGUGCCGUCCCAGCCCCGCCCUGUCCCAGUGGCGGAGCUGCCCCUGGCACCAGUGCCCGACUCCCCCGAGCCGGAGUACGAGGAGGCGGCCGACCUGUCCACCAGCAUCGCCAAGCUACGCUGCCUGCUGCAGCAACGGGCUGAGACCAGUCCCAAGUCGGAGGAGGUGUGGUGGGAGAGUGCGGCGGAGACCCGCGGCCGCACACAGCGGAACCACUCGCACACACACACACACGUCGACACUGCUACCCUCGCCGGUUUGUUGGAUUCUUGUAAUCUUUCACAGUCCCUCUCGCCUCACCCAACCGGGAGGAGUCAUUGGUUCCACACAUUCGACAGUCAGUUUAUACUGGUUUACGUAUCUUAUUGUGUCCCCCCUCCCCUUAGACUGUUCCAGCGCACGGUGACGGGAGUGUUCAACUCGAUAAAGACGGCGGUGGGCGCCGAGGACGACCAGCCCGCCCCCCGCGCGCCCGGCGACUGGACCUACGUCUGCACCGCCAUAGACCUUAAUGUGGGCGGCGCGGUGUCCCGGCUGGUGGGGUCCCGGCGCGCCUUCUCCCACGUGGAGGCUGCGCUGGACUCGCUGGACCAACUCGCGCCUAGGGACCUGCCCAGACCUCAUACUCCUGAUGACUUCGAGGAGUGGUGCGGUAUGUGUGGCCCCGCGUGGUGCGGCGCGUGCGCAGUGUGCGCGGCCGCCGGCCUGGCGCGGGCACACGUCGCGCACAGACUCGCCACGCUGCUGCUGGCCGACUUAGCAGAGUCUCUGCUGGAGGCGUGGCUGGCAGACCUGGCGACGUGGCUGCGGCAGCAGGUGUUCGUGGUGUUCCAGCAACUGGCGGAGACCGACGGGGACCUGCUCCAGGGGGCGGAGCCCCGCCCACUCAGUGUGGACGAGACCUGCGCCGCCUUGUUGGACAAUACACCAGCUCUUCUAUACGUGUUCGGAGAGGAGACAGUGUCGCAGGCCAUCAGGUUGGUGGUGACCAGCUUCACACACAAACAGGUCAACGUGGACGUCAUCUUCAGGGUGCUGGACCUCUUCGCAGGCCACUUCAAGAAGUCUGCCGGACUCAGGAACCCUUCUUUUGAUAGCAAUUAGGGUUUUGGAGCAAGAAACUCUUAUACUGCCGCACUAAGAGACAUUUAAUGAUUAUAAGUUUUUAAACUGCCAUGGUCACUAACACUAACAUUAGAAUUUUAGACGGGAUAUUUACCAUGUUUAUCCCUGUGUUCCGUCAGUUUUCUGCAAGUUCAUCCGUGAUCAUGGCGCUUGCAACAGUGCCGAAAUAUCGGAAAUUCAUAGACAGAAAUAAACAUGGUAAAUAUCCCGUCUUAAGUUCUAAUGUUAAUUUAAUGAUUACUUAAACUAUACCUUAGUAAAGAUUUUGUUUCGAAAACAAUUGCUAAGAACUGGUUUAAGUAAUCAUUAAAUGACUCUAAGUGCGGCGGGUAAUGAGGUACUGUUCCAUUAACGUUUCGCCCUCGAUACGGAGCUGCGGACGACCUAGGUUACUGUGGCUCCAGUUCCAAGAGCAGGAGUAGGAACGGGGUCUUUUUUAGUUAGUAAGAGUCUGACAGUCUCUCUCGCCACACCCAAGUUUGGAGAAGUCAUUGGAUUAUUAUCUUUCCUUAUAAGAAGUACUUAUUCAUGCUUCGGUACCAAUGGGCUCAACCGGAGUAAUACCGCGGUCUCACCUAAAACCGACGUGAUACAACGUUUGCGUUGUCCGGCCUUAUCCCAAAAAAUACGUAAAAUUUUUCACUAUACCCUUUGCGCUAUAACAAGGUGCGGCUGACAGAUGCCAGUAUGACGUUGACGUCUCUCUUUAGGGAUGGACAUUAGAAAAAUCUUUUUUUAUCGCUAUCGAUACUCGCAGCAUACAUUUAUUUCUCUUUAAUUUUUUUAUUAAAUGUGUG
Spodoptera frugiperda (fall armyworm) is the source of this 3799-nucleotide messenger RNA. RefSeq lists its product as uncharacterized. Bases 123 to 2981 code for a protein of 952 amino acids. The record is from RefSeq and is a predicted model, not a curated record. The transcript is spliced from 14 exons. Gene Ontology annotation, molecular function: phosphatidylinositol binding. Lineage: Eukaryota; Metazoa; Arthropoda; Insecta; Lepidoptera; Noctuidae. Gene Ontology annotation, cellular component: intracellular membrane-bounded organelle.